Messenger RNA from Linnemannia hyalina, 6639 nucleotides. The record is from the annotation of a GenBank genome assembly. Lineage: Eukaryota; Fungi; Mortierellomycota; Mortierellomycetes; Mortierellales; Mortierellaceae.
AUGCAUCGGCCCCAGUUGAGCCCAAGUCCAAGGCCCCCUACUCGUCCCGUCAACAUACUCGGAUCAGGAAAUGGACAAGGACUCAAGCAUGGACCAGGCAUGUCACCAGGACAAGGCCCGGUUAGGGCAAGCUCGCCCCUUGCUUCACCGUCGUCACCUCGUUCACCACUUCCACCACCCGCGGCCUCUGCAGCAUCGCCUUCGGCUCCUGUAGCGUUCUCACCCGCGACUCCCGCAGCUCCCGCACCAAAGCCGCGUCCCGCUCCCCCAACACUGCCUCCUGCCAGAGCACACGGAAUUCAUGCGCGCCCUUUGGCACGCCCUCCUUCGACUUUGACAUCUACGACACCAGCAGUGACAGGAGGUUCUCCCUCGUCGACAUCCACUUCCUCCCCUUCGCUUCCUCCAUUUGAUACUGCUCCUCGGCCAAAGUCAGGACCCGCACCUGUUGCAGUAGCGAAUCCAGGAACACCGUCUCCCAGGCCUCGCGAUCCACUCUUUCCUGCACUCCAGGCACCGCAGCAGAGUCACCAACCGAGACAGCAACGCCAAUCAGGAUUGUCAUCCGUUCGAUCACCAACUGAUGCAACAGGUCAAUCCCGUCCUAUUCUCCCUUCAGGACAACUCUCCUCCAAAUCUCUUCUGACGACUACUAUAGACGCUCAAAUACCCCAGCCAGUAACUGUUUUACCAGAGGCCCACAAAAAGACGACAGCGGAGCGCCAGGAGAACACCGAUCAUAUUGGACCAGAAGCUUAUCCGGAAGGAGAAGAAAGCGACGACGACGAUGUAGACGACGACGAGUCGACUUUAGGAAAGGGCCAUGACAGGAGCAAAAAGUCGCGUCAGCGGAAGGUCCGAAAAAGUCUGGAAAAACUGACCAGGCUCUCCAUUGACAAGAAGCGGAGGUCACGCCAGGUCAAGUCUUUGACGACCAUCGCCCCAACUGUAUCGACAUCAACGAUCGAGUCCACUGCCAAGGCGGAUCCAGCUAUCCAGACACCCAAGCGCCAGUCUCUGUGGGCAUCCUUGUUCGGGAAUGGCAAGACAGAAUUGCGACCGGCCAUGGCCGAUUCGCUUGUCAGGAACAAUGGAUCGACACAAUCUCUAGGACCACUUACUACUCCCUCUCAACACCCGCAGCAACCCAGCUCCUCGUCAAUAACCAACUCGCCCGUCUCUCCUCGUUCUGAAAAGAGUCCUUUGGACACGUCUUCCAAUAUUUCGGGGUCAGAAGCGGCAUCAUCGCAACAAAGUCCAGCUCAGAGCGAGGUGUCACAAGUGGACUCACAAGCAGAUUCAGCUGCCCUUGUAGACGACAUUUCUGAGGUUAACGUUGUUCGUCACGAUCGUUCUCGGACACUUCCAGGAAUUUUACCACAGUGGGACAGUGGUAUCUUGUGGUCACUGUCUAGGGCGCUCAACAACAAACGGACCGAGGCACCUCCACUGGAUAGCGACAGUAGUGAUGAUAGCGACGAUGGCAGCCUUGAGACGGCCGAUGUCCUUCCUGAGAGCGAGUGUAGGGAGUCAAUUGGAUCCAGAGACACUGUUACGGAGGAUUCCGCAUCGACCAAUGAGGAAAGCGAAUUUGUUGAUGCCGAGUCGAAUGCUCCGGAAGCUGAGGUGGUCCAACGAUCACCAAGCCUUCCUGCUCCCGCAGCGCUGUCAGUCAGGACUCAGGUUCCCAGAGAGAGGGUAAUCGUCGCGGAGGCUCAAGUUCAAAUUGGCAACGAUCUAGACGACGAGGAUCCUUUCACUGACUCGCACGCCUUGUCAGCAGCGUCUCCCUCGGUAAUAUCGUCAACUUCUUCAAAGAGCCACCCUUCCGCAUUAGGCGGCACACCCAAUUCGUCACCAUCACCAUCAUUGUCGCCAUUGUCGUACCUGACAGGAACUGCCGCCUCUGGUUCAACCUGGUCUCUUCAAGGAUCUCGACAGUCGCUCAUGAAGAUGAUUUUCAAAUCCAGGAACGACACGACAUCAUCGCCGGCCACUGAAGCGAGCAAUCCUGCGGAUGUUUUGCCGGAUUGGCCCCAACCAAAGUCGGAUGGCGUAGUGGGAUCGUCAAGUCCAUUGACGCAGAUCCGCGCUGAUCUGUUCUCCGAUUUCGAGUCCAACGGGGACAUCAGUUUGUCUACUGAGGUCCAGUCAAAGGAUACAAAGCGUCGUUCGUUUGUACUGCCCGGAGCCUUCCCAGGAGAGGAGAGGCCCUCUCAGGACGAGCCGCGUAUGUCCGAGUCCGGCUAUGUUCAGGAACAUGUCCCUAUGUACGCUGCAUCGGAAGGCGACUCUUUGGCGGUAGUGCAGCAGGACGAUCCGAGCCAUUACAACGUACAGUAUGAGCGGGAUAGUUCUGACAGCGACGAUAGCGGGGAAGAUGACACCAGCUCUAGCGACGACGAAGAAGAGAUCAUCAGCACGCACCCAUCCAAGGCAUCAUACGACCGCACGUCGUUCCUUCAGGGUCUGCCACUGCCGCAAUUCAACCCUGCUGCCUCGACAUCCCCCAGUCGUCACCAGCGAACGCGAUCUCAGAUUCUCACCAGUCCUGUGUUCAGUGGUGUUAAGAAGAGCGGUACGAACGAACACCAGGAGCCUUUGCAGAUUCAAGUUCAUUCUACUGCCGUCGUCACAUCCAGGAAUGCUACCCGUCUCUCACCCCAACCUGUCCUCGAGAGCUCCUCCAAGCCCCAGGUCCUCCCCAGGAAGCCUUCUGAGCCAGUAGAAUCAUCAAAGCUGGACAAGACGUCGCCUUCCGCACUGGGCAUCGCCAAGCCACAACCAUGUUCCGGAGGUCCGUUUGCGGAUCGCAUGUCGAUUGUGUCACCCGUUACCUCGCCACUCAACGCCAAGCCAUUAGCCCAGCCAGCAGUGGAUGCGCGAGUUCAGGAUCCAAAUAUGUUGAUGAACAGCGCGUCAGGCAGUGGGGCUAUCGCGCCUGACAGCGCCAUUGACUACUCUCGCUACAAGGAGGAGGUGUCUCCCGAGACCGAGCAAUCAUUGUCGGGUUUGGGACGUUUGCCGAGCGAGAAGGUUCCAGGGGAUGACAGCUCGGACACCAGUUACGACGGUGAGAGUACUGCCUCGGAGAACAGCAGUGGAGGAUCCCCCUUGAUUGUGGAAGUCAUCUCCUCAGGACUGCGAUCGACAGCACCGGAACGUCCAGUGUCACCUCGGACCAAGGCCAUUUAUAUGGCCAUGAGACAGCCUAGUGUUCCACCGUCACACACUGUUCCUAUGCAUUCACAGCCAAGCCAGAGCAGGACAAACAACCCUCCACCCAUCCCACCUCCUCGGAAUGCCCGACGACCACGGUCCAAGCAGAUGAGUCGAUAUGCAUCUCGGGAGAGCAUAGGCGAUGCCUUCGACAGCAUCACCAUCACCUCUAUCGCCCCGGAACCAAUGCCUACGACCCGAAGCGUGAUCACACCUAUCACAACGGACAGUCCUUCAAAGGAGCAUAUUAUGGAGGAGAUGGGAUCAGAACAAGCCAGAAACUUUAACGAGGAGGACUACCUCUACUGCCAGAGCGACCGUAUGCGCCACGAUGGCAGGACGAGCGGGCGAAUGUCCGAAGGAAGCCAGGGAAGUCGCGACCAGGUCCAUGGUCAACCGUACGGCGACGGCAACUCUGCCUUUGAUGGAGGUUCCGACUACCCCGAUUACCAGCAGCAGCAUAACCACGCGAACUGGCAUCCUGGUCAACAGCAGCAAGCCCGAGGAGGUGGCGCCUCAAACUCUUCCGGUGAUGCGCUCUUGGUCGCGACUCUCCGGGACCAGAUUGCCUCCUUGUCGUCUGAACGUGACCAGUUCUAUCAGGAAGCGAUGUUGUUGAGACAGAAGCACGAUGUGUUGACGAAUAUUGUCAAUACCAUGGGUGUUGCUGUCGAGUCCAUCCAACAACAGCAGUUCAUGCAGCAGCAGCAGCAACAACAAGAGCAGCAGCAGCAGCAGCAGCAGCAACUGUACCUGUCCCACCAGGCGCAGAUGGAAGAGUCGGCUGCGCUUCAUAUGAGCACCUAUUCCCAGCAAGGUGGUCAUGAUUACGGUGUCCAGGAUCAACCCCGGCGUCAUCACGAGGAUCAAGCAAAGCAGUAUGUUGAACAACUCGGUCGGGCAGUGGAGACACAGGGCUCCCAGUACGACUUUGGACAGUCGUCCUCUCGACAGCACGAAGUCGACCCAUACCCGAUGCUGGCCCAACAGGAAGAGCCUCAGCUGCAGCCUCGUCGAAACCACUUUCACGACAAUGACAUCCAGCAGACUGAACGUGUUCGUCAGCUCUCGGACGAGUACUUGAUUCAGAUGCCACGCAACUCGGAGGAUUCUAUUCGGGGAUACUACCCACACCAGCAGGAUCCAGCCCAAGAUCCUGCUCAAAGCCAAGUUCAUGGCUUCCAAUCUUUUGGUCAGCCUCAAGGUCCCAACCAAACGACGUAUGGCAGCGACUCUUAUCAGGCGGGUUAUGAUGACCGACACGUUCAGGAGGAUCCUCUGAGCCAAUACCAGCAACCAGCCCUUCACCAGCAACCAGCCCUUCACCAGCAGCAGCCUCAGCAACAGCAACAGCAACAGCAACAGCAGGCGCCGGUGAGCUUUGGAGAGGGAUACGACCUGAUUCCUACUCAUAAUGCCGGACAGGAAGCAGCGCCAGUGAUGACGGACGAUAUACAGUCCGCAGAUUACUACCAUCAGCAGCAGCAGGUUGAGGAUGAGCAACGACACGCUGGUCUGACCCUUCAUCAGCUCAAGCAGCAGCACCAACAAAAUAAGCUCCAUGGCCACCAAUACCGCCAUUCUACUGAUACUCGCCACAGCAGCCAAAGCAGCCAGGACGGAUACCAACUUGUCGACAUCAUCACCACACGACCCAUGUCUGGAGGAUUCGAGUUCAGAUAUGGUGGCGGUGGACAACAGGCACAGGACCAAUUCGGACCUACGAAUCCAUUCUCGUCCAACUAUGCUGGAGGACGUCCUCUGUCGAUGAAGACCCCAGCCCAGGAUUUGAGCUCCCUUAGACCUCAUCAGGGACAUGUCGAUCAGGAGUUCUCCAGCGUACCACAUCUUCGUCGGCACCAUUCUAUGCAGCACCCACAAGGUACCGGGCGUCCCUUUGGAGGCAACGACAUGGGAUCAUCGCACAUAAACCAGCAGCCCUACGCGCCAUAUUACAACUCGCAGGCGAACGCUCAUCGCACUCACCAGCCUCGUCCACCAGCAUGGGCUCCUCAGCACCUGAAACGAUCAUCCUCGUCGUCCAUUAUGCAUCAGCACCAGCCCUCCAACUCUAUGCAGGACGGAUUUCCUUCUCAGCACGAGGCUGGAUUGCUUUUACUUUCGUCAUCAACAUCGUUUUUGGAGGACUUGCACGGAGAUACGCCGUUGCUUUCCUCAGCCGUGCUCGGAGACUCGUCGAUGCUUUCCAACGUUGUCCAGCGAGAGAAGGUCCGUAUCGAGGAAAAGACAUCGUCCAAGCAUGGUGCCGCCGGUUGGUCAGAGAGACCCUUCUCGCCCGUGAUAUCGAACGCCGGAGAGUCUCAGGGAGUUAUCUCUGCCUCGAGUACCAUCCCCAGUUUUGCCUCUGCCAUGGCGGAACCGACAGCAUCCGCUCCUGUUCAGCCGACCAAGCCCAGAGUUGUUACCAAGGACGAGGCGGACAAAAUCCGCGAGCAGUUCGAGGAGUACCGAGCGAACCCUAAGCGACGCAGCGGACUUUUGGAUGUCGACCAGGAGUCUAAGGAUCGACUGCGGGUAGCUGAAGACGAGUCGAGUCAGCAAAAGAAGUGGAAUGAGAGUUUUGCCGAUGCCACGUCGGACUCAGACACGGACUCGGACACGGAUGAUGAAAAAGGAAAGACCGGAAAUGCUGAUCGAGACGAUGGAGUUGGUUCGGAUGAAGGUCGUUUCGGUGCAGGCGCCAGUUUGUUGGGUCGGAGUAAGACUAUUGCCGGUACCGGAAUCAGCUCUCGUGGUGGUACCAGAGGCCAACAGGAUCCUGGCGCUUCAUCGACAUCCACCGCUGACAACCCGCCAAGCGCUGUUCAGUCAGCCAAGGACAGUCUUCAGAGACAUCACUCGUCCUCAGGAAGUCUCAGGACUGUCCCCCGCCACACUCAGAACAACCAACAGCACCGAGCAGAGGAGGCGCGUGGGUCGCGUUUUGAUGGUCCAUCAGUUGUUGGUAGAGGUCAGAGCGAGUCGGUUAACGUUUCGGGCCGAACAGGCAAUGGUGGCGCCGACGGAUCCAGCGUGGCGCAGAGUACAAGCUCUUCUUCUCAAUCAACUCAGGAAGCGCCACAUCGUCAAAAAUUGCCAGCUCCACCGGCAACAUUGCCUCGACCACCUGUAGCGGCUUACAAGGGCACAUCGACGAACGAUGAACUGUCAGGACACCAUCCCAAGAUCACAACGGCUUCAGCGUCGUCGCCAUCUUCGAUGAGCCGCGGUUUGCUGAGUACUUCCAAUAAGGCAGUUGUGGAUGAGGAAGGAGGAGAUUGGCUUUUGCAGGCACAGCCAAGGCGGUAUAACAGCGUCAAGCUUGGGAUGACUGGCGUGACUGGAGCGACGCGACGAGCGAUGGGGCGGCCUAUAGACAGAGGACAUGGCAUUGAGCGUGGGCCUGAAGAUUGUGUGUGA